AUCCUUCACAAGAAACAUCUAAUCAUGUUACAACGGUAUUUACUCCACAUAACAAAUGAAUAAAAGGUCCCUUUGCAUUUGGUGAGGAAUACCCUCAAGUUUUUGUUAAUUUGUUCCCGGAAUUACAUUCCUAUUUGGGGUGCUUCAAAAGAGAGUUUCACAAAACCAUAUACACAUCUGCACACAAUCAUCCUGAAAGGAGCAUAAAGUCAGAGGCGUUGGAAUAUUAGAACUAUGAAAUCCGCUACUAAACGAUUGACAGAAUGAAAGCAUUUAUCUAUUUGCUUGGCACAGCUUAGAUAAUUACAAUUUAUACUCAUAGUCUCUCACAGUCUCUACAAAUAUCUGCCAUAUGUUUCUUGCAUAUCAACUCUCUUUUUCUCGCGCUCUCUUUCUUACCGUUUGAAAUGACAUAUUAACAUUGCAGUGUAGUGGUUAUUGCAAAUAAGUUCAAUGCAUUCACAGAGCAAAUGUAAGAAGGAAAGAAGGCAAGAAAGUGCAAAGAAUAACAGAAGUACUUUGGAAAAAAGUAAACAACGUUAAACAAAAGAAAAAAAAUUAUAAAUAAACACAAAAUUCCGAGAUUUGCAACAAAUCGCUAAGAGACUAAUGUAGUGAUUAAAAUAUCCAUAAAUAAUUGGUAAUGAUGAAGUUCCACAUUACCACUCUGAUGUUUAUCAUAUUUGAGCACAUCAACAAGAUCUUCACACAAGGCAUACCCAUAAGUCCAUGCCCUAAAAUGUUCCAGUAUCGUUUCGAUGGCUCCGAAUGGUUUGGCAUUUUAUCGGUGCGUAAUCCUGACUUUGGACAAGCUUUGCAUUUGCGUGUUACGCUUUCCAUGAGGGGUAAGCCAACUACGAAUUAUUUGGGUGAAAUUGAAUUGUUGACGCGUGGGCAAUUUUUGAGCGACACACCGGUACUGUAUAAAAUUAAAUUUCCGAAAAAUCACUUCCCACCCAAAUUGUUACAAAUCACAACGAAUAAUCAGGUUGUUUGUCUUGGAGCAGCAGAUCACAGUAUCUUUGUGACACAAAUACAAUUGGAACAUACAAGGAAGUUUACAUUUGUGCCCGAUGAGCAGCAAUCAUUGCCUGCUGCCGCAUCAUCAGUUUCAUCAUCGUCUUCUGCAUUAGCCUUACCUUCAUCAUCGCAAACGCAAUCGACAGCGACAGCAUUAGGUGGUAUUGCUGGAAUGGGAGGCGGCUCUUCACACAUCUCUUCCAUGCUGUCGCCCCUAACAACAGGUCACAAGGAUUCCUCUGGUCUGGGGCCAACAAAUAUUGCAUUUGGCACCAAACAUUUGCCUCUUAGCAACAUGGAUAAGACUCCUGUGCGUAUUUCAAAGGAUAUCUGUGGCACUAUCGAUGACCGUAUACGCUUUCAAGUUUUGCAUGCCUUAAAACAAAAGUCUGAUUUAGCUUCCACUAGCAGCUCUACAUUUUCUUCAAUUAGAAAUCCCUUGGCUAAAGUUGGUGUCAUAAUGACCUCAGCCCUGGCAAGGCAAGACGUUAACAGUUAUAAUAUCACCAUGGGUGGCCCCAGGUUUGGUGUGCAGGAUGACGAUGUCGAUGUCGUUGCCGAGAGUAACGAUGACAGCAGUGAUUUACCACCUUUGGUUACUAGCGAUGCUGACAAUCCUGCCGAAUUUUCAUCCGAUGACGCAGCAGCAGCACCCACCUCAAACACAGAUGAUGGUUCGAUGACCAUCCAAGAGUUACCAUCAAUCACACGCGGUGCUUGGCCCUGGCUGGCUGCGGUCUAUGUCAAUAAUUUGACCUCCUUGGCGUAUCAAUGUGGUGGUACAUUGAUCUCGCAACGUAUUGUGGUCAGUGCGGCCCACUGUUUUCAGUUGUUCAAGAAACGUUAUACCGCCAACGAAGUAUUAGUGUUUCUGGGGCGCCACAAUCUGAAAAAUUGGAAUGAAGAAGGCUCUUUGGCGGCACCUGUCGAUGAUAUAUUCAUUCAUCCGGAUUAUAAUCAACAUUUGAGUUCGUAUGAUGCAGAUAUUGCUGUGGUGGUGCUAAAAAAUGAAGUCAGGUUCAAUACGUUCAUACGACCCGCCUGCAUGUGGUCCGGCUCAACUAAAAUCGAAUACAUUGAAGGGGAACCCGGCAUUGUGGUUGGCUGGGGUUUGGGUGGUUUUAAUAUAACCAAGCAAAUGUCCACUACCAGUACUGUGCCGAAAAUUAUGAGCACACCUAUAGUGUCAAAUGAAGUUUGUUAUGCUGCAAAUCCCAAAUUUCGUAGCCUUACCUCUAAUCGAACAUUUUGUGCAGGUGUGAUGUUUGAUAAGAACCUGGGAACAAAAUCACUAGCCUCAAAGCCUUUGGUAUUCAAUGGACAGGCGACUCAGGGUCCCUGUUCCGGAGACUCUGGUGCCGGUCUGAUGCUUUUGAAAAACAAUCGUUGGAUGUUAAGAGGUACGGUAUCAGGAUCAUUGCCACUCGCUUCGAAUGCAAAAAACGUAGAGGAGGCGAAGGCACGUCCCAGCAUAGCCCCCACCAGCAGCACAAGAAGUUGCAGCAUUAAUCAAUAUGUGAUAUACACGGAUGUGGCCAAAUUUCUCGAUUGGAUAUUUGCUUUCAUCAUUUGAGCAAAAUGAAUUGAACGAAUGAUUGGAGCUAGCUAAUUGGACUUCAUUGCACGAAUUCGAUAUCACACAGAGCCCCCACAACUCCCAAUUUUGUAGUGGGCCACAGAAAAUAGGGAGUGAAUGAUGCAAACUGCAUACUACUGCUGCUGCUUAGAUGGAUGAAUGAUUUUCAUUGAUGUGGGUAUGGACAUUUUUUCUCGUACCUUUAUAAUUUUUUGUGUGUGAAUAUAAAAUAAUUUUUUUGCGUGUUAGGGUUGAUGUGAAUUUCAAUGUUGCUGUGCCAGCCACAGAGUUCGUUUUAUUAAAUUUAUUUAAGAAGCCACUUUGUAAAUAUUUGAAAUAUAUUUAAAGAGGGAAACCAUCUGUGAGUAGAUUUAAUUGUGGCUUAAAUGAACUGUGAUAGUUUUAAACAAUAAUAAUAAUAGUAAUCAUGUAUAUAUGUGGAAUACCGAUAAUAAAGCAACAAGAG
Stomoxys calcitrans (stable fly) is the source of this 3062-nucleotide messenger RNA. RefSeq names its product serine protease gd. The record is from RefSeq and is a predicted model, not a curated record. The transcript has 8 exons. Gene Ontology annotation, molecular function: serine-type endopeptidase activity. The coding region runs from base 644 to 2593 and encodes 649 amino acids. Gene Ontology annotation, biological process: proteolysis. NCBI's taxonomy places the organism in Eukaryota, Metazoa, Arthropoda, Insecta, Diptera, Muscidae.